Messenger RNA from Pimephales promelas (fathead minnow), 3042 nucleotides. It is a transcript of the gene pls3, whose product is annotated as plastin 3 (T isoform). NCBI's taxonomy places the organism in Eukaryota, Metazoa, Chordata, Actinopteri, Cypriniformes, Leuciscidae. Gene Ontology annotation, biological process: actin filament network formation; actin filament bundle assembly. Gene Ontology annotation, cellular component: cytoplasm; actin filament bundle; actin filament. Gene Ontology annotation, molecular function: calcium ion binding; actin filament binding. The record is from RefSeq and is a predicted model, not a curated record.
UCGGUGUGUGAGGCUGUGCUGCCACAGAAGGCUCUAGGUAGUCAGCACACACUGUAGUGUGUACAGCAUAGACAUGUGUUGAGACCUAUGGUUGAGACACGGCCCAGUGAGUUCAGUCAGUGCUGCUGAGAGUGAGUGUGUGUGGAGUGUGCGCGCGAAACGCCAGCAGAGCAACAAACACACGGGCGGACGCAGACACGGUUUAUUCGACUGAGAGAGCUUCAGGUCGUUCUUCGGGGAGAUGGCAGGAAAGAUAUCUAAAGAUGAGCUGGAGGAGUUGCGGGAGGCCUUCGGGAAAGUCGAUUUGAAUGGCAAUGGCUUUAUUUGUGACCAUGAGCUCCACGAGCUGUUCAAAGAGGCCAAUCUGCCCCUGCCAGGGUACAAAGUCCGAGAGAUCAUCCAGAAACUGAUGGAAGAUGGUGACAAAAACAAGGACAACAAGAUCAGCUUUGAAGAAUUCCUGUCUAUCUUUCAGGAGCUGAAGAGCAGUGACAUCGCAAAGAGCUUCCGGAAGGCCAUCAACAGGAAAGAGGGGAUCUUGGCUAUCGGCGGGACGUCCGAGCUGUCCAGUGCGGGCACACAGCACUCCUUCUCAGAGGAGGAGAGGUUUGCUUUUGUGAACUGGAUCAACACAGCGCUGGAACAGGACCCUGACUGUAAACAUGUGCUACCCAUGAACCCCGAUACAGACUCUCUCUUCAAGGCGGUUGGUGACGGUAUUGUGCUGUGUAAAAUGAUCAACCUGUCAGUACCUGAUACUAUUGAUGAGAGGACCAUUAACAAGAAGAAGCUAACACCAUUCACAGUACAGGAGAAUCUUAACCUGGCGCUUAACUCGGCCUCUGCUAUUGGCUGUCACGUGGUCAACAUCGGAGCUCUGGACCUUCGGGAAGGCAAACCUCAUCUGGUUUUGGGCCUUUUGUGGCAGAUCAUUAAGAUCGGCCUGUUUGCUGACAUUGAGCUGAGCAGAAACGAGGCUCUUGCGGCGCUGUUGAGGGAUGGAGAGACACUUGAGGAUCUGAUGAAACUGUCUCCAGAGGAACUGUUGCUCCGCUGGGCCAACUUCCACCUGGAAAACGCCGGCUCGAGCAAGAUCAACAACUUCAGCAGUGAUAUUAAGGACUCGAGGGCUUAUUUCCACCUGCUCAACCAGAUCGCACCUAAAGGACAGAAGGAGGGCGAGAAACACAUCGACAUCGACAUGUCAGGCUUCAGCGAGAAAGACGACCUGAAGAGAGCCGAGUGUAUGUUGCAGCAGGCGGACAGGCUGGGCUGCAGACAGUUCGUCACGUCUACUGACGUCGUGUCUGGCAACCCUAAACUCAACUUGGCCUUCGUGGCCAAUCUCUUCAACAAGUACCCGGCGCUGACCAAACCCGAGAACCAAGACAUCAACUGGGGCCUUCUGGAGGGAGAGACCAGAGAGGAGAGGACUUUCAGAAACUGGAUGAAUUCUCUGGGCGUCAACCCUCAUGUCAAUCACUUAUACGGUGACCUUCAGGACGCUCUGGUCAUCCUGCAACUCUAUGAGAAGAUCAAGGUUCCUGUCGACUGGAACAGCAAAGUCAACAAGCCUCCAUAUCCCAAACUAGGAGCCAACAUGAAGAAGCUGGAGAACUGUAACUACGCUGUGGAACUGGGGAAGACCAAAGCCAAUUUCUCACUGGUGGGCAUCGGGGGACAGGACUUGAAUGAUGGGAACCCGACUCUCACUCUCGCCCUGGUCUGGCAGCUCAUGAGGAGAUACACUCUGAAUGUACUGGAGAACCUGGGCGACGGGCAGAAGGUCAACGAUGAAAUCAUCGUCAACUGGGUUAACAAGACUUUGUCGCAGGCGGGAAAACCAACCAAAAUAAUGAGUUUCAAGGAUAAAGAGAUCAGCUCGAGUCUGGCGGUCUUGGACCUGAUUGAUGCCAUCCAGCCCGGCUGCGUCAACUACGACCUUGUGAAGAGAGGAAGUCUUACCGAAGAAGACAAACUGGACAAUGCAAAGUUUGCUGUGUCCAUGGCCAGGAAGAUCGGGGCUCGCGUCUACGCUCUGCCUGAUGAUCUAGUGGAGGUCAAACCCAAGAUGGUCAUGACCGUGUUCGCGUGUCUAAUGGGCCGAGGGAUGAAGAGGGCGUAACGCGGGACCCUGCGGACAAUCAAGCGCUGAUGUCCUACCCAAAAGCCAUUUUGCUGGUUGAAAGGCUUCUGGUUCAGUAAAUUUAUUACAACCACACUAAAAAUGGCAACAGAUGUUAAAGAAUCAUGCUUAGGUUUGGCAGGACUACAAAGUUGAAAUGGGUUUAUGGAAAGGGAGGGUCAGUUCUUUUUAGACCAAAACAAUUACGAUUUCAUCCGCGAAAGGGACAAAAUAAUACCAAAUUUUAUCGUCAGUGAAACGGAAGAUGACUAAAGCGUUGGAUCUAAACCAUGUCGGACUCUGCUUUGCAAUACUCUAUUUACAUAAUCGAUAAAGGAAGAAUGUACGAGUGCUAGCUGUAGGUCUCAAUUGGACAGCUUUGGACGUUUAGAGUCACGACUGGCCUUACUAGACGCAGUAUUGCCUCUAUGCAGAGCAUGAUUGUGUUUGAACCAUUGAAUUGGACCGCUUAUUUUCCUUAUGUUUUACACACGUUACGGAAUUUGCCAGCAACUUUCCUGUGAGACACUUUAACGCAUUCCAUAGUUGUGUACUACUUGUCUUAUGUAUAUGUAUACUCAAAAUGGCUUUUUACAUUCAAGAUACACCCAAACAGAACGAACUAUGCAUGAUCUAUCUAUAUUUUUUAUUUAAAACAAUACACUCCUCAGAAAAUGUCUUUAAAAGCUUUAAGCAUUAACCAAUCCAUGCUGUACGUUGUAAGAUGACGAAUGAACGCUGUCGCAGAGGAAGGUCAUCCGUCGGUUGAUGUCGAAGGACUGUUUCCGGGAAUGAAACUGGAAGUGUCUGGUCAUACGGCAGCAUGUUAUCUGUGGACCGAAGCAGCUGACACCAAAUGUCUGUAACUGAAAAACAUCAUUAAAAUAAAGCAGAAAAUGCAACUGUGCAUAGCAUUA